AUGGGGGAUCUCACUUCCUCUAUCGCCACUUCGCAGCCCUUGUUCAACAGUACUCCAUUACCCACAAAGUCGCCACACCAUACCACCUCUAAUGGGCAUGUCAAAGUUUCAAACAGUGAGAUAAAAACCAUCCUUGAGAAAACUGUGAGACCUGACAGAAAGGAUUGGUCAUCCCGGCUAGAUGAUGCUCUAUGGGCAUAUAGGACAGCCUACAAGACCCCUAUCGCAACUGAAAAGGAGAAUGGCCUCCCUGUUUCUAAUUAUGAUACCAGAGAUAUUGGUGAAUGUCUCUUUAACUCAGGGCUAUCAGGCUUGAGAUCCUCUAGGUGUUUUCUUACAUGGACUAAUGGCAAGGUUUGGAGUAAAUUGGAUAGAGUGCUUGUGAAUCAGAAAUGGCACCUGGAUGGCCUGAGAACUAAUGUUGACUUUCAAUUUCCUGGUAUUCUGUCUGACUAUUCAGUUUGUCAUGUAUCUCUGUUUGAGGAGGUCUGCCUGGGUAGGAGGUCUUUCAAAUUUUUCAAUAUGUUGACUCUACACCACAAUUUCCAGGAUGUUAUUAAAUUGGGUUGGGAAGUUCAGGUUCAGGGCUGUGAACAGUUCAAGCUGGUGAGGAAAUUACAGCUCCUUAAGAGACCUUUAAAAUCCUUAAAUGCUACCCAUUUCUCUCACAUCUCGGCUAGAGCAGAGAAGGCUAAUAAUGAUGUUUUGGAGUUACAACAGAGACUACAUGACUCCCCCUCAGAUGCAGACUUGCAGUUAGAACUGAGUGGCAAGAGAUGUGAGGCUUCAAGACUUGCUGAAGCUAAUAGAAUGUUUCUGUCCUAG
Molecule: messenger RNA, 825 nt
Organism: Malania oleifera
Lineage: Eukaryota; Viridiplantae; Streptophyta; Magnoliopsida; Santalales; Ximeniaceae
Exons: 2
Coding region: 1-825 (274 amino acids)
Molecular function (GO): nucleic acid binding
Source: RefSeq, a predicted model, not a curated record